This is a messenger RNA of Cajanus cajan (pigeon pea), 2638 nucleotides long. Its product is annotated as kinesin-like protein KIN-13B. Gene Ontology annotation, cellular component: microtubule. Gene Ontology annotation, molecular function: microtubule binding; microtubule motor activity; ATP binding. NCBI's taxonomy places the organism in Eukaryota, Viridiplantae, Streptophyta, Magnoliopsida, Fabales, Fabaceae. Gene Ontology annotation, biological process: microtubule depolymerization; microtubule-based movement. The record is from RefSeq and is a predicted model, not a curated record.
GGAAAGAGAGAGAGAGAGAGGAAGUAUGAUAAGCGUUGAACCGUUCUUCUCCGUUUGAUUCUCCAGUUCUGACUCUAUUUCUCGUCUCGUCCUAGUGCGUUUUGCAUACUCGUGCUGGAACGAGAAAUCGAUAGAGAAUCUCCAAGUGGAUGAGUGUGGUUGGGAGAGGAUGCCGCGAUCCAGUUCGGCAGCGCACCACCACCGUCAGAGCUCCGAUAACUUCAUCCUCGACGCUCACGGAAGGUGGUUACACUCUUCGAGUUUCGCGCAGGAGUUCGGGACUCGAUCUUCGAGCUUAAGGAAAAACGACGAUGAUCGCGUUUUGACCAGUGGCUUGCUUGAUCUGCAUUCCUUCGAUACCGAACUUUUACCUGAGGUGUAUGGUGUUCACAAUGAAUAUUUAACAAAUCAUACUGUUCGGGGACAAAGUUUUGAUGACUAUGAGUCAAUUCUUUCUGGCAACAAACUUGUACAAAGGUCUCGGGGCUUGCCUGAGAGCCAUCUCCUUAAAAGUGUCUCAACAGAUAAAGAGAGAGCGAACAAUGUGGCCAAGAUCAAAGUUGUGGUUCGGAAGAGACCACUAAAUAAGAAGGAAAUAACAAAGAGAGAGGAAGAUAUCAUUUCCAUAGAUUCAAAUUUUCUCACAGUGCAUGAAAGAAAACUAAAGGUUGACUUAACAGAAUAUGUUGAGAAACACGAGUUUGUUUUCGAUGCUGUGCUGAAUGAAGGUGUUUCAAAUGAUGAAGUGUAUGCCGAGACUGUGGAGCCAGUUGUUCCGCUGAUUUUCCAACGAACAAAAGCAACUUGCUUUGCAUAUGGUCAAACUGGGAGUGGGAAGACAUAUACUAUGCAACCAUUGCCUCUCAAAGCUUCCCAAGAUAUUUUAAGAUUAAUGCACCAUACAUACCGGAACCUGGGUUUCCAAUUGUUUGUUAGUUUCUUUGAAAUAUAUGGGGGAAAACUUUUUGAUCUCCUCAAUGAUCGAAAAAAACUUUGCAUGAGGGAGGAUGGGAAACAGCAGGUUUGCAUUGUUGGCUUGCAAGAAUUUAGAGUAUCUAAAGUUGAGACAAUCAAGGAAUUUAUUGAGAAAGGAAAUGCCUCAAGAAGUACUGGUACAACUGGAGCAAACGAGGAAUCCUCCCGAUCACAUGCUAUACUUCAGCUUUGUAUUAAGAGAUCAGCUAAUGGAACUGAAUCAAAGCCUGCUCGAAUUGUGGGCAAAUUAUCUUUUAUAGAUCUGGCUGGAAGUGAACGUGGUGCAGAUACUACAGAUAAUGACAAGCAGACUAGGAUUGAAGGGGCAGAAAUAAAUAAAAGCUUACUUGCUCUGAAAGAAUGCAUUAGAGCUCUUGACAAUGAUCAAGGGCAUAUCCCUUUCAGAGGAAGUAAAUUGACUGAAGUUCUGCGAGACUCUUUUGUUGGUGAUUCACGUACUGUAAUGAUAUCAUGCAUUUCACCUAGUUCAGGUUCAUGUGAACAUACUCUUAACACAUUAAGAUAUGCUGACAGGGUGAAGAGCCUGUCCAAAGGGAACAGUUCUAGAAGGGAUCCCCUUUCUAACUCAAACCUUAGAGACUCCACUGUGUUGCCUGGGUCUUCAGUUUUAUCUCAUGAUGAUACCUUUGAGGAGGAAACAACAUAUGUUUCCAGUGAUAGGAAUCAAUUUGGUUGGCCCAAACAACAGGAAAGAGAACCCUCUCCUCCAAAUAAUGUGGAGCGUGUUCCAAGUGGUAGAAUGGGGGGAAAUUUGGUGCCAUCUGUGUAUUCUGAUCCACAAAAUGGUCAACGAGGUAGUCAAAAUGACAGAACUGCAAAUGAAUAUGAUUACCUAGGACCAACAUAUGAACAAGACAAAACAAGAAAGACAAGUAAGAGGGUGGAUAACAACCAGUUAUCUGCUGUGGAGGACAAGAGAAAGAAAGAAUCUCGUGUUAAACGUGUGGAUGCAUCACAUUCUGAGGCUAAUCAUUCUGAUCCCGACGAUAAUUUAAAUGCUCUCCUGAAGGAAGAGGAAGAUCUUGUAACUGCACAUCGGAGACAGGUGGAGGAAACAAUAGACAUUGUUAAGGAGGAGAUGAAUUUACUCGUCAAAGCUGACCAACCAGGAAAUCAACUGGAUGAUUAUAUUUCCAAAUUGAAUACCAUUUUAUCACAAAAGGCUGCAGGAAUUUUUCAGUUGCAAACACAGUUGGCUCAAUUUCAGAGACGUUUAAAUGAGUAUAACGUUUUUGUAUCUUCUGGUAAUUGAUGGUGCUAAUGAGCAAAUUAUUGAUGUGUUGUGGAUGAGGAGUUCUUCGUGCUCAUGGAUAUUGCUUCUAUGAUUUCAUUGCCGUGGAUUGUUUCUCAAUUGUUAAGAAUGUUGAUGUUGACAAGAUUAUUGUGGGUUUUGGAGUGCAGAAGAAAUAGGAAUCAAACCCGUCUUCGUUCUAUAGUUGAUUGUAUAGACUAGUCACUGUUGUGACUUGAACUGAACUAAAUAUAAAAAUGGUAUGUCCACAUGCUUAUUUAAAAUUCUAUUAUCACCUGUGGAGAGUACAAUGUAAAGUCAGACUACCCUUUUGGGGGUUGCUUGUAGUUUGCAACCGAAAUAUGUAAAAAAAUUUGUCUGUGCACUGUCUUCCUUACUUUGAAUGUGGCA